AUGUCAUCAUCCAAAGUAACAAGAAACAUCUCGAGAAUCAGCAAGCUGACGGCAAAGCCCCGCUUCCGAAGUACAAUCUCAAGUCAAGUGGCCCCUUCAGAGGAUGAAAACUACACGAAAGGUUUCUAUCCCGUCUACGUGCACCACGUAUCCAAGGUAGCAUUGGAGCGCCUUCAGAAGGAUCACUCUUCCUGGAUAGAGUCGAAGGGUCUUGAUAGCGGGCUUCAUAUUAAUCCAAAUGGGACUUUCACGUUGAGCUUUCCCGCAAAAGAAGGCUUUGAUUCUGGCAGAAUUUGGACUAGCUAUGAUUCGUCCAAAAAGCAACAUUGGCUCUCUGUCUAUAGGCACAAACUGGCGGUUCGUUUCUUGUUGAAGGACAAUGGUCAACUUACUGGACAAACUGAUUCGAACAGGAUGUCCUCGCAAAUUCAUGCAGCCGUGGAUCAGAUGUUACAUUCGAUCGAUCGGGCGGAAGCAAACAGAUCGUCUUGA
This is a messenger RNA of Cylindrotheca closterium, 492 nucleotides long. NCBI's taxonomy places the organism in Eukaryota, Bacillariophyta, Bacillariophyceae, Bacillariales, Bacillariaceae. The record is from the annotation of a GenBank genome assembly.